Molecule: messenger RNA, 391 nt
Organism: Tupaia belangeri chinensis (Chinese tree shrew)
Lineage: Eukaryota; Metazoa; Chordata; Mammalia; Scandentia; Tupaiidae
Product: non-histone chromosomal protein HMG-14
Exons: 1
Coding region: 89-391 (100 amino acids)
Biological process (GO): chromatin organization
Cellular component (GO): chromatin; nucleus
Molecular function (GO): nucleosomal DNA binding
Source: RefSeq, a predicted model, not a curated record
GGUAGGGUUUAUCCGCUGAACUCCGCAAAGGUUCUAGGCGCGUCGCAGCCUCAUCAGGCACCCAGCACACACCCUGUCCGCAGCCAAGAUGCCCAAGAGGAAGGUCAGCUCAGCCAAGGAGGCGGCCAAGGAAGAGCCUAAAAGGAGAUCGGCGAGGUUGUCGGCUAAACCUCCUGCAAAAGUGGAGACGAAGCCAAAAAAGGCCGCAGGGAAGGAUAAAUCUUCAGACAAAAGAGUGCAAACAAAAGGGAAAAGGGGAGCAAAGGGGAAACAGGCUGAAGUGGCCAACCAAGACACUAAAGAAGAUUUACCUGCAGAAAAUAGAGAAACUGAAAAUGAGGAGAGUCCACCCUCUGAGGAAGCAGGCGAGAAAGAAGUCAAGUCUGAGUAA